AUGGUCGUAGCGGCUCUUAUCCGAUUUUUGAGUCAACUCAAUCUAUUCAAUACUUAUUCAACUGAUGCAAGAACAGUGCACCGUGAAAUUGUUACUACGCGUAUUUAUAUUAUCCUGUUGACAACAAGUAUUGUUGUUCUCAUGGUGUAUGCAUCUCAGAAAACUAUUUUCCAUGCUGAGUUGGUGGUUAAACCAUCUUUCGACGUUUACGAACGUCUUAGCGCUACUUAUUCGGAUACAUUAUCAUGUCCAUGUACUGAAAUUUCUGUGCCCUUUUCGGUUUUUGCAAAUCUAACGUACAUCUUUCAUGAAGUGUGUUCAAGUGAUUUUGUAUCGGAUGCAUGGCUUUCUUUUCUCUAUAAUGAUAAGGCCAGCUCUUAUCCUACAUUCGAUAUUCGGUCAGUGGGUAAUUCUCAAUUUCAACUUCUACGCACUCUAUGCGUCUCCUCCAAGCAAGCCAUUAUGAAUGCAUUAAAAGUAAAUCUCGCGUCUGUGACACUGGUUGAUAGCCGUGGCAGUGUUUUAAAUUCGAAAUCAUUUCGUGUUCAAGUUGAAUCACUUACAAGCGAAUUCAUCUUAAGAAUUCGUAGUGUCCAGCGUCGACAACGAGCUUUCUUUGCGAUGUUGAUCGAUCGGAAUAGUAUGUUAACUGCAUUGGAAACCGCUGCUAUACCUUUCAUUAGUUCGACAUUCAAGUUAGAAAUGCAGAUGGUUAUACACCGCAGAGUCUCUGUAAUGUCUUUUAUUGCGACGUAUAUGGAGUGCAGUUGCGACGCAACUUAUUCAUGCAUCUCGAUGUUAGGCAUAGCAACGAACGAUAUACAUAAUUCACAUGAACUAGCUCUUAACGAUUCAUACGGGCUAGAGCAUUAUAAUAUCGGUUAUCUUGCACAUGUGAAUGGUUUCUUAUCGGGGUGCUUGCCGUUGCAUUCCCUACUUCUAUCAACACUUGAAUGCUACAGCAAUCAGAUUUGCCUAAAUAACCUGAUGGCUCAUUUACCUUCUUCCAACACUUUAUUCAAUAUUCUCAAUAUGAAUGACUCGAAGAAUUUUAUUCCAACUACUCCUAUUGAUACGUUGAUCGAUAAUCUUAUGAUAGACGAGUGGUUGACUGAGAUGGACUAUCACAGUUACUUUGCAGCAUGCCGUCCGCUAUCGUGCUCUUAUUCCUACACAGUAAGAUUCAGCAUUCUCUACAUUGUCACAACACUUUCGGGUCUUUGUGGUGGGCUCAUCGUUAUACUUCGUUUUCUUUGUGAAGUACUAAUGACAAGUUUUUAUCGAAUACGAGAUAGAUAUGUACGCAGACUUGAACCUCCUGUUGCUGAAUCUCCGCGACUUGGGCCUCGUGUAAUAUUUUAUGAAUGGAUUUGUUCGUUGUUCAAUCGUAUUCGAAAUGCUUUACACAAUCUCAAUCUUUUCGAUCGUCGGAACAGCGAUGCUUCUGCUAUUCAGGAGCAAAUUCUCACUACGCGACUUUACAUCGGCUGUUUGUUUACUUCUUUAUUGAUUUUGAUUUUAGCGACUGGACUCAGUGAGCGAACAGUAAUAAAUACGGUAGUAUUACCACCGGUGGCAGAAUUUGAAAAGAUUGCUCAGACUGAAAGACAAACUCUAUCAUGUCCGUGUUCAGAAAUCGCAAUUCAAAACUCAGCGUUUAUAUCGGUUACAUAUACACUACAUCAAAUCUGUUCAAGUGAGCUUCUUUCCGAGGAUUCACUUGAUCGGCUAAGCUAUAUAGACCACAUCAGAUCUGCGUACUACCAUUUAGACAUUCGUUUAUACGGUUUGGACAUGUUUCGAGCGAUUAUCUCGUAUUGUAUUCUUUCCAAUAGUACGAUCAAUGAUGCAUUGGCCACUCUACUCGAUACUUAUUUGAUUACUACUGAAACACUGUCUCGUCAAGACUUUAAUGAGCAGACACAAGUGCUUAUAAAUAAUUUCCUAUCAAAUGUAAAGCAAACAUUCAAACAUAUGUCCGUCCUUGCACAUGAGACCACCCGAGGAAGUCAACUUCUCAGCAGUCGAGUUUCGAACUUUUUCUUGGAUGGAAUCUUUGACAGUAAUCAAAAUCUGAUAAGAGUACAAACACAUCUUGGAACAAUGUCAUCGAUUGAUGAUAUGUUACCGACUUGCUCAUGUGCACUUAAUAUGUGCAGUCAACUAUUGGGAUUCUUCAAUAGAAGUAGUAAUGGUUCCAAAUUCACCUUAAUCACUGAGAUUCCAGGCAUGUACAGUGCAUGCUAUCCUUUAGAUGGACUUCGGAAAUCAACACUCGAAUGUUGGUUCAAUGAGACCUGUAUUGAGAUUAUUAGUUCCAAUUUGACACCUUUCCCAGUGGACAUAUCAUUUGAUCCAUUGAAUACAAGCCGAUUGAUUCGGUUUUCUCCAAAAAGUACUCUUGGUAAUAUAAUUGAUGAAAUCAUGGUUGAGGAAUGGAGACAAACGAUCAGCUACGAAGCAUAUUAUAGAUCUUGCAAACCUCUGAAAUGUGUAUUCACAUAUACUCAGAGACUGGAUUUGAUUUACGUCGUAACUAUAUUAGCAGCUGUUUUGGGUGGUUUGUCAGUAUCUUUUCAAAUCGUCUGUUCAUGGCUCAUCAAGUUCUAUGUCCACCGUCGACGGACUAUCACUGUAUCAACUUCAAGUAAGUAUCUCAGUACUUGUUUUGUAGUUUCUACGUUUUAA
Messenger RNA from Rotaria socialis, 2688 nucleotides. The record is from the annotation of a GenBank genome assembly. NCBI's taxonomy places the organism in Eukaryota, Metazoa, Rotifera, Eurotatoria, Philodinida, Philodinidae.